Messenger RNA from Aspergillus heteromorphus CBS 117.55, 6397 nucleotides. RefSeq lists its product as uncharacterized. The transcript has a single exon. Lineage: Eukaryota; Fungi; Ascomycota; Eurotiomycetes; Eurotiales; Aspergillaceae. Bases 255 to 6314 code for a protein of 2019 amino acids. Gene Ontology annotation, molecular function: protein binding. The record is from RefSeq and is a predicted model, not a curated record.
GCUCGCGGACGACCCCCAUGGCCAGCAUGGCUCCCUCCCCUUGCUGCUGGAGGGCCUCUCCAUGAUGUCAGGAUUGCUCUGCGCUCGGGGUUCAGGGCUGAUCCCGCAUCAUUGACCCUGACGGAGCAGUCGGAAGUUCAUAUACCGGCCAGCAACCACGAACGAGAAGAACCCAAUUGCUCUUGCUCUCUUGCUCUCUCCUACUCCUCUCUACUAUGCUUCCCACCAGUCACCUCCAUUGAACCACGAACAGCAUGUCUUCCACUCGCGCAAAGGGGAACACGGCUGUGAAUGGGAAUGGGGGCACCACCACCACCACAACCACCACAACCACCGCCAACUCCCUCCCCAUCCUCCGCGAGACGGUCAACACUGUCUCCCACGAGUGUCCCUCGCGCCUGGGAGCCUCCGCGAGCGAGGUCCAGGCCAAAUCACCCACCCUCGAUGUCUUCUUCGAUGCCAUCGCCGCGGAACGACUGCGGCGCAUGCCCCCGGAUGGCAGUCGGUUAGAUGGAGCCCUGCGGCGCGCGUCUCGCCUCGCCGUCGCGGUGGGCUCGCUGCGAGACUCGGUCUACAGCUUCAUGGACGGCGCGGAGGAGGCCACCCAGUUGGUCUGGGGCACCACCCUGCUGCUGCUGGAGAUGGGGAUCGACCACAUCGAGGUCAUCGACAGCCUCUUCGGCCGGUACGGGCGCAUCACGCUGGGCAUCUCGCUGUUGCUGCAGCAGGAGACCUUCUUCCCGACCUCGCGGGCCCUGCAGCAGCAGGUGGCCGAGAUCUAUGCCCACCUGCUGCAGCUGGUCGUGCAUGUCGCCUCCGAAUAUCGCCAAGGCACGCGCACGCAGCACUGGCAGACGGUGAGCAGCGCCGUCGAUACGGCCUUCUUCCGCUACACGAAUCGCUUCGUCACCCACUGGCGUCGCAUCUCAGCCAUCGUCCUCGAGUCCAGCACGGCCAAGAUGACCGCCACCGUCGAUCUGUCCGCCAUCUACCAGUUCCUCGAGCUGCAGGACCGCCCCCUGCAGAUGCUGCUUGAGGGCCACAACCACUCCCUGGCCGACGGCUCCUUCGCCUGGUUUGACCCCCAUCUCACCACCUUCGCCAUGGGACGGCGCAGUCUGCUGAUGGUCCGCGGCAACCCGGGCGCCGGCAAGAGUGCCCUGGCCCAGUGGACGGUCGAGCGAUUGCAGGCCUCAUCGGAAUACGACAUCUGGAACGUCAUCCCCGUCACCAUCCGCUCGGACGUGCCCAUCUCCACCCUCACCCUCAGCAUUCUCAAGGGCAUCCUCAUCCAGAUGCUCGACCACUGCGUCAGCAGCCGCAAGACCCAGGACGGCAUCCUGGUGGCCGUCAUGGGCGCCCUGGAGCUGGCCGUGUCCGGAGCCUCCGACCCCCAGGUCGAGGGCCAGCUGUGGACGGCGAUCCGCACGGCAGUGCAGUCGAAUCUGCACUUCAUGCUGGUGAUCGACGGCUUCGACCAGAUGAAGCACGCGGAGACCACCGUCGGCGCCUUCCUGGGCCUGCUGCAGGACACCGUCGCCAACACGCCCUCCAAGCUGGUCAUCUUCAGCCGUCCCAUGUCCGCCGAUCUGCUGCCCAUCCGCGAGACGGUCGUCACGCACCAGGUGGCCAUGAACGCCGCCACCACCCAGCUGGACCUGCAGGCGGCCGUGACCGACAUGAUGAUCGCCGACUCAGCCUUCUCCGGUCUCGAGGCGACUCAGCGCGAGUCCCUGAGUGCGGCCAUUGUGACGCGAUCCUUGGGCUGCUUCGUGUGGGCCCAGCUGGCCGUCGAGGCAGUGCGCCACCAGACGACCUUCCACGACAUGAACUCGGCCGUGGCGCGCAUGCCCAAGACGCUGGGCGACCUGAUCGACUCGCACCUGCGUAACAUCAACCUGAACCGCGUGGGCACGCAGAGCCUGCUGGCCUGGCUGGCCGCCAGCGAGCGGCCCCUGCGCAUCCCCGAGGUCGAGCAGCUGCUGGCCGUCGAUCUGGGGACGCUGAAGGUCGCCGCACGCACCCCCAACGUCGAACGCGACGUCUUCCAGCCCUUGAACCGGCUGAUCUCGGUGCGCGAUGGCUUCGUCGCCUUUCGCCACCCCAUGAUCCGCGAGCACCUGCAGGCACGCGCCCAGAUGCGCCAGGAGCUGCCUUUCUCGCUGGCGGACGCCCACUACGACCUGCUUAUCCGCUGCCUGGCCUGGGUGCGUCGCUCCGUGACGGACGAGGUCACCGUGGCCUGGGACAAGAUGAGUGUCUACGUGCGCGACCGCUAUCUGGACGCGUACGUGCUGCUGGAAUACACUGCGCGGUACUGGCUGUCACACAUGCUGGCCUCGCCGAUGGCCUCGUCGGACCGCGAGCUGUCGUUCCCAACCUCCUUCCGCCGCGCCAUGCCCGAUACCGUACUGUUCGCUCAGCUGGAGCUGACCAACCGUGAGUCACAGUUCAGCCGCUCCAGCAUCGUGGAGCUGUACCGACUGGCCGUCGGGGUGCGUCGCGUGGUGCUGGGCAACGAGGCCCCGGCGGUGCUGCAGACCCUCAUCCUCAGCGCGCGUGCGGCCGAGAAGGCUCACGCCUCGUGGGCCAACGACCAUCUGUACCAGGCCUGGACCCUCAGUCGCAGCCAGCUGGGCACCUCCAACGACCUCACCCGCGAUCUGGAGCAGAUGCUGGUGGCCACCCCCGAAGGUGCCGGACGUGCGGACCGCGCUGCAGGGCUCAAGACCGAUGCCCUGCGCGACAUGACGCUGGCCGGCUGGGGCUCGUCGGACCUCAGCUUCGCACAGCGGCUGCAGUACCUUGACCGGUUGGUCACCACGUACCAGGAGAACAAGCAGAACGACGAGGCCUACGCCGUGUCCAAGCAGUUCUACCGGCAAACGGUCAAGACGUACGGCGCGCACUCGUCCGAGACGGUCCAGGCGGCCGACUUCCUGACGAAGCAUUUCAAGAUCGCCCCCCCCGACGAGCUGGCCCUGGAGCUGGCGCGCACCAAGUACGAGACGAUGGUGCAGUCGAUGGACGCCACUGACCCGCGACGCAUCGCGUACUCGCUGUACCUGGCGCAGCUGUACGAGGAGAACGGGCACGCGGGCAAGGCCGAGACGGUGCUGUCGCGCCUGUGGGCUGGAUUGUCGGCACGCGAGGUCGACACCACCAGCUCGUGGGACCAGAAGACCAAGGUGGCCUUCUACUACUCGCAGUUCCUGCGGCGGCAGCACCGGCCGGACCAGGCGACGACGAUCCUGCGCGAGCUGUCGGCCGAGCUGGAGGCCGAAGGGGGCGUCAAGUCGCCCGAGAUGGUCAAGCGAGCCGACGAGCUGCGCGGCGAGGCGCGCGAGAUGAACCUGACGGACAUGGAUCGAGCCCUGGCGAUGCAGAUGUGGAAGUACUACCAGACCUCGGGCGAGCAGUACUCGCCCCAGGCCGUGUCGCUGGCCGAGUCCCUGACGGACGGCAUGAUCCCCACGCGCGAGGCCUCGACGGCCGAGACCGAAUACAUGCUGGCUGCCGUGUCCCCCGAGGACUACGAGCUGCUGCCCGGCUGGAUCGACACGCUGGCGUCGGCCGGCAGCGAGCGCGACGGUGACAUGAUGGCCAUCCUGAUGCUGUCGCACCAGCUGGCGACGCAGCACAUCCGCGAUGAGGAGUGGCGCGAGGGCAGCCACUGUGCCUGGGCGGUGCUGAAGCACACCUGGCCGUCGGUCGAGGAUGCGCAGAGCAAGGCCAAGUUCUCGUCCGAGCUGGCCCCCGUCAUGUCGACGCUGGCCCUCGACUAUGCGUACUGCCUGUUCCGGCGGCUGGACGUCUCGACGGCCACGGUCGUGUAUGGCAACGCCUUCCGGGCGUCCAUCACGGCCGAGCAGGUGGCUGUGCCGGCCGUCAACACCGUCAUGAAGACGGUGGUCGAGUUCUACGAGACCACCUUCCAGUUCGACAAGGCGCUGGUGCUGCUGCAUCAGGUCAGCGAGUUCUACGCCUCGCGCCUGGGCGUGCAGGACAAGAACACCCUGGACAGCCUCUACUACGAGGCCGACCUGGCGCUGCGCCUGAACCGCCGCCUCGAGGCCGAGGACAGCUACCGCCGCAUCUAUCAGGGCUGCCUGCGCGACGGCAAGAUCUCCUCUUCCGGCGUGCGCGCGGCCGUGGCCCUGGUGACGCUGUACGAGCAGGACAAGAAGUGGGACGCCGCGCUGGAGGUCUAUCGCCACCUGUGGCCGACGCUGGUGCGCUUCGACGAGAAGGACGGCUAUGACCGGGCCCUGCUCGAGGGCCUGCUCCCCAAGACCUAUACCGGCUACGUUGCCAUCCUCGACAGCACGUCCAGCGAGGCCGGAUACGCCGAGCGCCAUCAGGUGGCCCAGCAGCACCAGCAGCUGUGUCGCAAGCUGUACGGGCCCACCAGCGCGCGCACCCGCGACGCCACCAUGUAUCUGGCGGCGCUGUGUGCCGGGAGCGAUCACCACCGCGGCGAGGCCAUCGACCUGUACCGGCAGGUGCUGAAGACCAACGACUGGGUGUCGGCCGCCGAGGCCUCGCGGUCGCUGCCGGAGAUGACCCAGCCGCUGCCCAUGGACAUCAAACACCGCAUGGCCCAGCUGCACAUGCGCCAGAAGGACACCUCGCCGCAGGCCUGCGCCCUGUACACGGAGGAGCUGGCGCUGUCCAAGCAGCAGCAGGGGCUGUCCGCGCCCACCACGCUGCUGUGGCUGCGCGAGAUCGCCCGGAUGUACUCCCUCCAGGACAGCAUCGACUCGCGACGCAAGGGUGCCGUGCUGCUGAACGAGCACGUCGACGAGGUUGUGCAUGUCACGGCCAACCACGACGCGCUGGUCGACCGCGCGCGCCAGCUGGCGGAAAUCUACCUCGAGUGUGGCUACACGACCGAGGGCUGGGAGCUGAUCGACCGGCUGCACCAGCAGGUCAUCCACGACACGCCGGCCGCACAGCGCCAGAACCUGGAGGAGUACCGGCCGGCGGUGUUUGUGGCCUCGUUCGAAGAGGUGUUCGGGCGGACGCGGUCCUCGCGGCAGAUCCUGGACGACCUGGCCCGUGAAGGCCAGGUGUACAACGUCUUCCAACAGAGCCUAUCCAGCCACGACCUGAUGCCGACGCUGGCGGCUGGCGAGAAGCUGCAUCGGUUGCAGACGGAGCAGAAGCGCACUGCGUCCGCGCAGAAGACGCAGGACAAGCUGUACGAGUACUUCUGCAACACCCUGUCCGUGGCCCAGCCGCUGCGCAAGAAGGACGUCGUGCACCAGUUCUAUGCCAUGUGCCGCCGCGAGUCGCUGCACGACGACUACAACAUCAACAUCGUCACACAGUCCACCAGCCUGGUGCGCGACCUGUGCAACCGGUCGCGGUUCCAGGACGCGGCGGACGUGACAGGGGUGUUCCACUCGUUCGUCCAUCUCACGGACGGGCUGCGGCUGACGGAGAGCCUCUUCACGGCGAUUAAGCUGUGUCUGUAUCUCAGCGGGUACCAGGUGCCCAAGUGCACGGACGGCACGACGGCCAAGGCGAUGUCGCUGGAGUCGCAGAUGCUGCUGCAGGAGAUCAUGACCAACGCCAAGGACCUGCAGCUGGAGUUCUCGGAGCUGCCGUUCGAGGAGCUCAACGACCUGGUGACGGUGCUGGGCGAGCACGAGCUGUUCGAGGACCUGGAGGCGAUCCUGACGGAUCUGUGGACGUCGCGCAUCGUGCAGAAGACGUGGACCCUGCCGGCGGUGGUGUGGAUCGGCCGCCGCCUGGUCGAGACGCGCUUCUGUCGCGGGCACGUCAGCGCAGCGACGACGCUGGGCAAGGACAUCUGCUACAACCUGCGCCAGGUCUGGGGCAACUCGGACCCGGUGACCCUGGAGAUGAACAAGCUGCUGUCCGGCCUCUACGCCGCGUCGGGCAACCACCUGGCCGCGGCGGCGCUGCACGAGACGGCGCUGGCCGAGCUGCUGAACAGCGAGACGGAGGACCAGACGGCGGCGGUCGAGGCCGUCACGCAGCAUCUGGACCUGCUGCAGCAUGCCCAGUCGCGACUGUCCAAGGAAGGCCAGAGUGCCGCCAUCGACGCCGAGGCCGCGCAGGAGCGCGUGCAGCAGAUCGCCACCAAGUUCGGGCUGUCGUCGGCUCGCCUGCAGGCCACGACGUCGUCAGCAGGCGACGAGUCGGUGGGCAUGUGGGAACGGCCGCGGCGGUUCAGUCUGGACGUCGAGGAGACGGCGAAGCAUUCCAACCAUCUCCGGCAGUCGAGCGGAUCAUCGUUGCUGACGGGCAAUGCGGGUGCCAAACGGCUGUCCAUCACGGCGCUGUAGGAGGCUAUAUAAGAUAGGGUUAGGGUUUGUGGGGGGGGGGGUUAUCAGAUUGUUUCCCAGAACGCCUGUGAUUGUGAUCGGAU